Molecule: messenger RNA, 678 nt
Organism: Diaporthe amygdali
Lineage: Eukaryota; Fungi; Ascomycota; Sordariomycetes; Diaporthales; Diaporthaceae
Exons: 2
Coding region: 1-678 (225 amino acids)
Source: RefSeq, a predicted model, not a curated record
AUGCUUCAUCGGAUUCCAAAACAGGCUGAGAACAAAGAGCAGUAUACCCUGGAGGGGAGAAAGCGUCUCGCGGGGCUGAUGGAACACAAUAUUGGGCUGUACGAUGAGCUCAAGACCGUACAGAAGUUGCGCUGGCAGAAUAUGACGGUCCAUAUCGCUGGCCGACACACAGUACAGUGGUACGAUCUGAAGUACUUCACCAACGCCGGGCUGCCGUACGUAGAGGCUGUCUGCAGGAGGUAUUUAGCGGACAAUACGAAGCCUCUCUGGUGGAUUGCAUCGGCGCUCAGCUCAACGGCGAAGUCCGUCGUCCGCAGCAAGGCCACCACUCGCCUGAACGCUGCCUUCAAGCAAGCGCUGCACAACGCCGGGUACGACACGCAAGGGAAGAGGUUGCCAGACCAAGGGAAACAGCCUCAGUCUGGGACCCAGGCGAUCAAGCAGUUGUUCGGCACUGUGAUUAUCAAAUCCCAUGCGCCGGCUGAGAUUCAGAAGAUGCCGUUCAGGGACUUGCAGAGGCAGGCGCGGCGCCACGUCAACAAGACUUUGGGCGCCCUGGCAGCGGUAAUAGAGGAGGCAGAGGAGGCCUUGCCAACAAGGCGGGAGGAAGCACGCAACGGCGUCCUCAGAGAGACGAGCAUAGUCGACGAAAAGGGAAUAUCCAGAGAUAACACGUGA